Rhododendron vialii is the source of this 3401-nucleotide messenger RNA. RefSeq lists its product as uncharacterized. Gene Ontology annotation, molecular function: carbohydrate binding. The transcript has 13 exons. NCBI's taxonomy places the organism in Eukaryota, Viridiplantae, Streptophyta, Magnoliopsida, Ericales, Ericaceae. The record is from RefSeq and is a predicted model, not a curated record. The coding region runs from base 1278 to 3401 and encodes 707 amino acids.
ACAUGAAUGAGACCUUUGUUAAAUCCCAUUUGACAUCACAUAAGGAAUCGUCACAUACAAUGAUCAUUGCCAAUGCACUCCAAGCCUAUUGUUUUCCAGGUUAUGGUGACAUGACGCCUGUAUCUUGCAAAGUAACUUUCCAAUCCAAGAUUUUGUUCAGGUAAAGGGAGCACCUUAUCACUUGGGCUACCCUUCUUUCUCUUCUGACAAAAUAGUUAUACUGUUACAAAGUAGAUACGGCUAAUCUUUUGAAAAAGGAGUCUCCGAAGUAGAAGUUCAACCAUUUUUUUUUUUCAAUCAUGUAAUAGAAUUAAUUACAAAAAUUUCUAUCUUAACUUAUCAACAAGGUAUUAACACCAUCUUCAUAAGAAUUGAGCACUCCACCUUAUUGCACCUAAAGCAUUGAUACAGUGUCAGUCUCGAUGUUUGAACUGCUCAGGUUCGAUCCUAAACUUGAUUGUCUACUUAGGCAUAAAAAAUGAAAAGACAUACAAAUUACUUGUUAGGUUUACGUUACAGGAAUUUUUUUUGUUGCCCCAUGCAUGCAGGUAGGGGGUUGCCGAAGGCUAUGGGCUUGUGUGGCUUUCCGGGGCUGGCUGUCCAUUGAUAUACCCCAAGCAUUGAUACACAACCGAACUAUAUAUAUAUGUGUGUGUGAGUCCCAAUUUUGAACUUGUAAAAGUUCACUAUUUUAUGCUUUGUUUAGAACUUAGGAAAAAUGAGAGAGAAAUGAGAGGAAGUGGGAGGAAAAAAAUUUGCUAUUCCUAAAAUUUGAUAUUAUUUUUCUCUCUCUUUCUUUUCUAACCAAACAAAAGAGGGGGAAUUUUUUUAAUUUUCCUUCUUUUCCUUUCCUUGAGUUUCAAACAAAGCUGAGAAUCUCUAGCCCUUACCUUACUCAAAUGAGUUAAAGGUCUCUUUCUUAUCAUCCACUCCAAUGGCAAAACCCAUUUUCAACAAGUUCACAUAGAGAAUCUCUGGCAUCCACUCCAAUGGCAAAACCCAUUUUCAAAAAAGUUCUUAGAGAAUCUCUGGCAUCCACUCCAAUGGCAAUCCCAUUUUAACCCAAAAUCCUCGCCACCAGAGAAAUUCCUUCACCAUCGCCUUCAAUUUUCAACCAGAUUUUUUCAAAUCACGACCGAAGAUCCAUCCAUCAAGCUCUUCGGCGAAAUCACUAGGGAAAUAUAUACAUAUAUAUAAGCGAGUCCACGAGAGUCCUUUCAGUCUCUUUACGCGAUUGAAUUUAUCCGAAUAGGCACCAAGGGAGUACACGAGUUCCAAUGGGCAGGAUUAGCGGUGAAGAAGGAUGGUUAUCUCUAGGGCCAUGGGGAGGGAAAGGUGGUGCAUAUGCAACUUACAAGCCUGACGGACCUAUAAUGCAGAUAACUAUUCGUUAUGGAAAUGUUAUCGAUUCAAUUUUAUUUGAAAGUAAAAGUCGCGAUGGCGUCGUCAUAGGAAGCUCCAUAAAAAUCGGUGGUUCUGGUGGCGGUUCGUCUGCAAAGUUCUCCAUCGACAGUUCAGUAGAGCAAUUCUCAUCCAUAAGCCUGACGUACAAAGACUAUCGUGGAUGUGUAGUACUCUCAUCUCUCAGUUUUAAUACAAAUCUAAGAAACAUUGGGCCCUUUGGUAAGGGAGGGGGUCUUCCUAUGUCCAUUCCAAUAGAAGGUGGAGUCAUUGCUGGAUUCCAUGGACGUGGUGGAAGCCUAGUUGAUGCAAUUGGUGUAUUUGUUGAACCAAAAGUCAAGAAGAUGGAGGAAGAGCUGAAGACUAAAAUCAAAGAGUUGGAGACUAAAAAUAAAGAGUUGAAGGAGAGGGAGGAUGUAUUUCAAACGAAGAUGGAAGAGGUGAAAGCACAGAAUAAAGAGUUAAGGGAGAGGAUCGAAGUGAUGGAAGUGACAAAGGUGGUUGACUUACAGAAGAUGGAGGAAGAGCUGAAGAAUAAAAUCGAAGAGCUAAAGACUAAAAAUAAAGAGUUGAAGGAGAGGGAGGAUGUAUUUCAAACAAAGAUGGAGGAGGCAGAAACACAGAAUAAAGACCUAAGGGAGAGGAUCAAAGUGAUGGAAAAGAUGGAGGAAGAGCUGACGACUGAAAUUGAAGAGAUGAAGACUAAAAAUAAAGAGUUGAAGGAAAGGGAGGAUAUAUUUCAAAAGAAGAUAGAGGAGGCAGAAGCACAGAAUAAAGAGCUGAGGGAGAGGAUCAAAGUGAUGGAAGUGACACAGGUGGCUGACUUACAGAAGAUGGAGGAAGAACUGAAGAAUAAAAUCGAAGAGCUAAAGACUAAAAACAAAGAGUUGAAGGAGAGGGAGGAUGUAUUUCAAAUGAAGAUGGGGGAGGCAGAAACACAGAAUAAAGAGCUAAGGGAGAGGAUCAAAGUGAUGGAAAAGAUGGAGGAAGAGCUGACGACUGAAAUUGAAGAGAUGAAGACUAAAAAUAAAGAGUUGAAGGAGAGGGAGGAUAUAUUUCAAAAGAAGAUAGAGGAGGCAGAAGCACAGAAUAAAGAGCUGAGGGAGAGGAUCAAAGUGAUGGAAGUGACACAGGUGGUUGACUUACAGAAGAUGGAGGAAGAACUGAAGAAUAAAAUCGAAGAGCUAAAGACUAAAAAUAAAGAGUUGAAGGAGAGGGAGGAUGUAAUUCAAAUGAAGAUGGAGGAGGCAGAAACACAGAAUAAAGAGCUAAGGGAGAGGAUCAAAGUGAUGGAAAAGAUGGAGGAAGAGCUGACGACUGAAAUUGAAGAGAUGAAGACUAAAAAUAAAGAGUUGAAGGAGAGGGAGGAUAUAUUUCAAAAGAAGAUAGAGGAGGCAGAAGCACAGAAUAAAGAGCUGAGGGAGAGGAUCAAAGUGAUGGAAGUGACACAGGUGGUUGACUUACAGAAGAUGGAGGAAGAAUUGAAGAAUAAAAUCGAAGAGCUAAAGACUAAAAAUAAUGAGUUGAAGGAGAGGGAGGAUGUAUUUCAAAUGAAGAUGGAGGAGGCAGAAACACAGAAUAAAGAGCUAAGGGAGAGGAUCAAAGUGAUGGAAAAGAUGGAGGAAGAGCUGACGACUGAAAUUGAAGAGAUGAAGACUAAAAAUAAAGAGUUGAAGGAGAGGGAGGAUAUAUUUCAAAAGAAGAUAGAGGAGACAGAAGCACAGAAUAAAGAGCUGAGGGAGAGGAUCAAAGUGAUGGAAGUGACACAGGUGGUUGACUUACAGAAGAUGGAGGAAGAACUGAAGAAUAAAAUCGAAGAGCUAAAGACUAAAAAUAAUGAGUUGAAGGAGAGGGAGGAUGUAAUUCAAAUGAAGAUGGAGGAGGCAGAAACACAGAAUAAAGAGCUAAGGGAGAGGAUCAAAGUGAUGGAAGUGAGUUGUGACACAGGCUAUAGUAGCCGAACUUAUCUAUCCAUAAUAUUGCUCAUCGAUUUUAAAUAG